This is a messenger RNA of Ylistrum balloti, 930 nucleotides long. Its product is annotated as FHA domain-containing protein FhaA-like. Bases 1 to 930 code for a protein of 309 amino acids. The transcript is spliced from 4 exons. NCBI's taxonomy places the organism in Eukaryota, Metazoa, Mollusca, Bivalvia, Pectinida, Pectinidae. The record is from RefSeq and is a predicted model, not a curated record.
AUGUGUCGGCAAGUAUCCGAGUCUGCCGCCUACCCUUUAACCGGAAAGUAUCCGGAGUCUGCCGCCUACCCUUUAACCGGCAAGUAUCCGGAGUCUGCCACCUACCCUUCAGUCGGCAAGUAUCCGGAGUCUGCCGCCUACCCUUUAACCGGCAAGUAUCCGGAGUCUGCCGCCUACCCUUUAACCGGCAAGUAUCCGGAGUCUGCCGCCUACCCUUCAGGCGUCGGCAACUAUCCGGAGUCUGCCGCCUACGCUUUAACCGGCAAGUAUCCGGAGUCUGCCACCUACCCUUUAACCGGCAAGUAUCCGGAGUCUGCCACCUACCCUUUAACCGGAAAGUAUCCGGAGUCUGCCGCCUACCCUUUAACCAGCAAGUAUCCGGAGUCUGCCACCUACCCUUUAACCGGAAAGUAUCCGGAGUCUGCCGCCUACCCCUCAGUCGUCGGCAAGUAUCCGGAGUCUGCCGCCUACGCUUUAACCGGCAAGUAUCCGGAGUCUGCCACCUACCCUUUAACCGGCAAGUAUCCGGAGUCUGCCACCUACCCUUUAACCGGCAAAUAUCCGGAGUCUGCCACCUACCCUUUAACCGGAAAGUAUCCGGAGUCUGCCGCCUACCCUUCAGUCGGCAAGUACCCGGAGUCCGCCACCUACCCUUCAGUCGGCAAGUAUCCGCAGUCUGCCGCCUACCCUUUAACCGGCAAGUAUCCGGAGUCUGCCGCCUACCCUUUAGUAUCCGGAGUCUGCCACCUACCCUUUAACCGGAAAGUAUCCGGAGUCUGCCGCCUACCCUUCAGUCGGCAAGUAUCCGAGUUUGCCGCCUACCCUUUAACCGGCAAGUAUCCGGAGUCUGCCACCUACCCUUUUACCGGCAAGUAUCCGGAGUCUGCCGCCUACCCUUCAGUCGGCAAGUAUCCGGAGUCUGCCGCUUGA